AAGCUCCAAACGAAUCGAGUUAACUGACUCGGUGUUUUGUGUCUGUGCCGCUAAAUUUAUCCACCGACCCCACGGAGUCAGCUAGUUUCAUUUUACUACCGAGAUUUUAGACUGCAUAGUAAAAAAGUGUGGCUUGUAAUUAUUUCUAACUCUCUAGGCUAAAGUUUAUAGUAAAUAAGCUUCAGACACCAGCUCGCUAGCUACCUCGCUAGGCAACACACACACACACACUCAUGAUGUUUUGGUCAGCAUAAUGACACGUAAUUUAUAAUACCCACACACGCAAUUUCCUUAUUGAUUCACUUAACAAAUAAUCUUAUUCGGCUUGUCAACCAGCUCGACACUUGCUGGGAGGAAUGUCGAUAGUUUGCAUGUCGAUAGUUUAGUUUCUAUCUGGAUGUAGUUUGUUUACAGUUGAAAGCGAAAAUGCUGCGCGAGCCGGGAGCCGCGAGCCACCAUGCCAGGGGCAUCAGCAGGGCGCGCGAGCACUUCCCACAUCGCUGUUUUAGUGACAGUGAGGAUUACACACAGCUUCCCUAGAAAGAGAGUUUGCUGAAGGAUUUCAGAGAGCAUGGCUGGUGUGCUGCAUUUGCUUCUUUUAUGGCUCUUGGUGAGAGUUUCAGAGCCCCGGGAUUAUGUGGGUAGUGGACUGGAUUUUGGGGCAAGCAUUGAAAGGAUUUUGCCCUCCGUUUCUCAUCGUGCCAAUGGCAGUAUUUUCUAUGGAAUCAUGUUUGAUGCUGGGAGUACUGGAACGCGUGUCCAUAUCUACACCUUCAUGCAAAAAGAGUCAAACCGUCUCCCCAUUUUGGAUAAUGAAAUGUUCCAGUCUGUGAAGCCUGGUUUAUCUGCCUAUGCUGACACGCCAGAAAAAGCCGGGGACACCGUGAAGCAAUUGCUGGACGUUGCCAAGAGCACAGUGCCUCGUGUGGAGUGGAAACGAACCCCGGUGAUGCUGAAGGCUACAGCAGGACUGAGGAUGCUGCCACCUUCCAAAGCUCACGCGCUUCUACAGGAGGUUCAAGACGUGUUUGAGGACUCUCCAUUCUAUGUGCCUGCUGAUAGUGUAAGCAUAAUGGAUGGAACAAGUGAAGGAGUUUUGGCCUGGGUGUCUGUAAACUUUUUGACCGGUCAACUGUACCCCAACACGAGAAAGUCAGUAGGGAUUUUGGAUUUGGGUGGAGGAUCGACGCAAGUCACCUUUCUUCCAAAAAAAACAACCAAGAGAUUUCCUCCUGAUUACACAGCAAGUUUCAGUAUGUUUAACACAACAUAUAAAUUGUACACUCACAGUUAUUCAGGGAAUGGAAUCAAAGCUGCUCAGCUUGCUGCUAUUGGUGCUUUGGACUCAAAAGCUCCAAAAGGGAAGGUUUUUCAGAGUGCCUGCUUGCCUAAGAAUUACAAAGGGAAAAUUAGCUUUGGAGGGUUAAUAUACAAAGUCAGCGGAAAGCCAGGAGGUUCUACUGGAUACAAGAGCUGUUACAGAGAAAUGCUAAAGGUUGUGAAAGGCUUCAUUCAGGAGCCAGAUGACAUGGAAGACAGCUGGAUCUACGCCUUCUCUUACUACUUCGACCAUGCUGUUGAGGCCGGCCUUGUUGAUGAAGCCCGAGGUGGAGCUGUGCAGGUUCGGGACUUCAGGGGGAGAGCUAAAGAGGUGUGCAACAAAAUGUCCAUGUAUAAUCCUGACUAUCCCUUCCUGUGCAUGGAUCUUACAUACAUAACCUGUCUUCUGAAGUCUGGUUAUGGUUUUGAAGAGGAAACAGUCCUGAAGUUGACCAAGAAGCUGCACAAUGUGGAGGCCAGCUGGGCUUUGGGAGCCACUCUCAGUUACUUCGAACACUUUAGCAUUGUCUAAGAAAAAGCCAAGAAUCAGCUUGUCUUUCCCACAGUUCUGUCCUUUUCUAGUAGUGAAAUCACAUGGCUUUUGUAGUGAACUAAGAUUUGUCAUUUACAAUAAAGAUUUUUAGAUGCCCUUUGUGCUUUUAAAAAAUAUAGUGUGAGUAUAUUUUUAGGGGAUCAAUAAACAUCAAUAAAACUUUUUUUUUUUUUAGACUUGGAUA
Molecule: messenger RNA, 2057 nt
Organism: Ictalurus punctatus (channel catfish)
Lineage: Eukaryota; Metazoa; Chordata; Actinopteri; Siluriformes; Ictaluridae
Gene: entpd5b
Product: ectonucleoside triphosphate diphosphohydrolase 5b
Exons: 14
Coding region: 572-1852 (426 amino acids)
Biological process (GO): nucleoside diphosphate catabolic process
Cellular component (GO): membrane
Molecular function (GO): UDP phosphatase activity; GDP phosphatase activity
Source: RefSeq, a predicted model, not a curated record